GUAGAUAUUGCAGUUUAUCAACUGGAGCCCUCGCAACUUGGUUGAACUUCCCAACGACGGCUUCUCCCCUGUCUGAAUAGGCGCAAUUUUGAUUGUUUGGCCUGCAUUGCAGAAACGGCAGUUCGCCAAGCGGGUGCACUGCCUGGUGUCCCUGCACUCAGCAUAAAAUCCCUAGGCUGGCACUUCAUGUCCCCGCUCUAUGGCAACCCUUCUCACCAGUUUCUUCCUCACCUGGAAAAGCGUUUAUGCUGCGCCAGCCUCUCCCUACUCCCCGCUUAAUGCCACCGGAUCCUCGUUCAACAUUUCAGAGACCUGCGUUGAUAUUCGCAACUGCCGGACGCAAUUCGAGCUGGUCUCUAGUUGCCUCCUGACUGUAUUUGCGUGUGUGUGGACUGCGGUUCACCCCCAUCUGCCCAGUCAAACAAUAACCCUUUUUUGGCACCUUA
This is a messenger RNA of Cantharellus anzutake, 446 nucleotides long. RefSeq lists its product as uncharacterized. The annotation marks the transcript as partial. The record is from RefSeq and is a predicted model, not a curated record. Lineage: Eukaryota; Fungi; Basidiomycota; Agaricomycetes; Cantharellales; Hydnaceae. The transcript has a single exon.